GCAAUGGGAGCUCUCGGUGUAGGAAACGCAAUCUGAUUAAACAGCACCCAGCGUUUGCAGCUAUUUGAAAGGCACUGAACCAGAACCAGAACAAGUCGAAAGGCCUGGUCUUGAAGCGAUUUCUCAUUUCUUGAAAACACAAAUAUGCAUUAAAAGAAUAUUUUGAAGAUUCCCAAAAGCUGGGGAGGAUCACAGCGUAUUCAUCACAAUGUGCUGUUUCUCUCCUCAAAGGAAAUGUGAAGUAUUCAGUGUGAUUUGCUGUUGCAGCUUCAGAUUCCAGUGACCUUUCCUCAGAGCACUAGACAUCUAGCACCAUGUCUAAACAAAACCGAGACCUGGAGUUAGUUCACCUGAUGCAGGACAAAGCACUUGAUCUUCAAAACUCCACCCUUUCCUACCAAGGCAUAGCCGAGCAGUUACCCAAUGUUCCCAUGGCUUCAUCUCGCAUCCCUGUCCUUGCCUCCAGAAAGCAGAAGGCUGGUGUGGUGAAUCCCAGCUUUGUGAAGGAAGAAGCAUCUCUUUCUCGCAGCUUAGGACUACAGGCAACCAAGUACCCUACUGUGAACACCAAGACUGUAAAAAUUAAAAAUGGCUCUUCGGGGCUGCCCAGGCUUAUCCGAAGCACUCGUCCCAUUUCCCAAAAGAAAUCCCGAAAGAAAUCCCAAACCCUCACAGUUCCAGCUACACCCACCGCCAUCAAGAGAAAAAAGCUGCACUCCCAAGAGGACAGUGUGGGAGAAAUUGGAGUAGCAUCUCCACGCCAUUCUCCGGUCAAUGUGGAUGAAUUUCAAGAACCAUCUCGGUAUCCGUCUCCAGUCAUUGUAGAUGAACUUCAAGUACCAUCUUCAUAUCAGUCUCCGGUCAAAGCUUGGCCAGACCAAUCCAGUCCGCAGUCAGAAGACUUGCCCAAACGCGGUAGCUCAACGACCAGCCAGAGCAGUGAUGUGAUCAACGAUCGCCUUCAGGAACUGGUGCGGCUUUUUAAGGACCGGACAGAGAAAGUGAAAGAGAAGCUGGUUGACCCAGAUGCCUCUUCUGAUGAAGAGACGCCUGUGCCCUCACCUUCCAAUGAAAAGCCUCCAGAAGAAAAGAAAGAAGAAACUGAGAAAGAGGAGCAGACUGGCAAACCAAAGCGGCGUUGCUUGAAAACAUGCCAGUUCCCCCGCAAUAUUGAUCCUCUCACCAAUCUGACCUAUAUCUUGUGGCUCUUCAUUGUGGUUCUGGCAUGGAAUUGGAACUGUUGGUUGAUUCCAGUCCGCUGGGCUUUCCCAUACCAGACUCCUGAAAAUGUCUACUACUGGAUGAUUAUGGACUACGUCUGUGACCUCAUCUACAUUUUGGACAUCUCCGUCUUUCAAGUCCGCCUACAGUUUGUUGAAAGAGGCGACAUUAUUACUGAUAAAAAGGCCAUGAGACAGAAUUACCUAAAGUCCAGGCGCUUCAAGAUGGACCUCAUCUGCCUUCUGCCAUUGGAUUUCCUCUACUUCAAAGUGGGCAUAAAUUCCCUCUUGCGUUUACCUCGCUGCUUAAAGUAUAUGGCUUUCUUUGAGUUCAACAACCGGCUUGAAUCUAUUCUGAGCAAGGCCUAUGUUUACAGAGUAAUCAGAAUCACGGCCUACCUGCUAUUCAGCUUGCAUGUAAACUCUUGCCUGUAUUACUGGGCAUCAUCCAUCAAUGGAUUGGGAUCUACCCCGUGGGCCUAUGAUGGAGAAGGAAACAGUUACCUCCGCUGUUACUACUGGGCUGUCAAGACCUUAAUAACAAUUGGAGGGCUGCCGGACCCCUACACCCUCUUUGAGAUCAUCUUUCAGCUCCUCAAUUACUUCACAGGGGUCUUUGCUUUCUCGGUGAUGAUUGGUCAGAUGCGAGAUGUCGUGGGUGCUGCCACUGCUGGACAAACAUACUAUCGGAACUGCAUGGAUAGCACAGUGAAGUAUAUGGCUUUCUACAAAAUUCCCCGCUCUGUCCAGAAUAGGGUCAAAAAGUGGUAUGAAUAUACUUGGCACUCUCAAGGCAUGCUGGACGAGUCAGAGCUGCUGAGGCAAUUGCCGGAAAUGAUGCGGCUGGACAUCGCUGUCGACGUGAACUAUGAUAUAGUGAGCAAGGUGCCACUCUUUCAGGGUUGUGACCGACAAAUGAUUUUUGACAUGUUAAAGAGGCUCAGAUCUGUUGUUUACUUGCCAAAUGACUACGUAUGCAAGAAGGGAGAAAUUGGCCGAGAGAUGUACAUCAUUCAAGCUGGACAAGUCCAGGUAUUGGGAGGACCUGAUGGGAAGACGAUCCUUGUGACCUUGAAAGCUGGAUCAGUAUUUGGAGAAAUAAGCUUGCUGGCUGUAGGAGGUGGAAAUCGCCGCACAGCCAAUGUUGUGGCUCAUGGAUUUACGAAUCUUUUCAUUUUGGACAAGAAAGAUUUGAAUGACAUUUUGGUGCAUUACCCAGAGUCUCAGAAGCUGCUGCGGAAGAAGGCCAGGCGAAUGCUGAAGAAUAACAGUAAACCCAAAGAAGAAAAAGGGAUGCUAAAAGACGUGCUGAUCAUUCCUCCAAAAGCUGGGACUCCAAGACUCUUUCAAGCAGCCCUCAUGGCAGCAGGAAAGAUGGGGGGCAAGGGACGGUUGGCUCACAUCCGAUGGAAACUGAAAGAACUGAAGGCGUUGCAGGCUGCCAGUUCCUCUCCCAUCGCACCAAAAUCACCGGCCAGUCAUAGUUCACCAGCUGGUUCAAGGAAAUCAGAUGAUCUCAGAAGUGAGAAGGCUGCGGUGAUGUCUCCUGUCCCCUCCGUUCUCAUUCGUGUGACUCCGGCACCUGGGGAUGAUCAACAGACGCUCUCUGUAGAAAAUGAAGUCAAAGAAGAAAACAACAAGUAGAAGCUGCCCUAUAAAUGAGAACGCCGGACCCCGUAGAAUUCCACUGCUGCCAUGAACUGCAAGCCAGAAACCAAACAGAAAAAUUUAGCCGCUUCCACCGACUAUAGAUCAUCGCAAUAGGUUUGCAUUGUAACUGGAAAUAUUAUUCCAGGUGUAAAAUUGUAGGUGUACAGAAAAUGUAGUACUCUUCAGAUUGCAAAUCACAAUUAUUUAUGUAAAAUAACUUUUUUCAUGGUUUUGCUUUUUCCUCCCCCCCGCCCCCAGUCAUGUUGCAGCUCACUUAUGGAAAUCCCAUGGAAUUUUUGAGUCCAGAGAGAUUCAGGGGUGCUUUGUCACUGCCUGAUUCUGCAUAGCAACCCUGGAAUUCCUUGGUGAUCUCCGGUCCAAAUAGCAGUUAGGGUCAACCCUUCCAAACUGCUGAAAGCUGAUGAGAUCGGGCUAUCCUAGGCUACCCUGGUCAGGGCUUUUGUUCAAGCCUCUUGGAUGGAGGUGAGGAUCUCCCUCAAACCUCAAAACAUGUCUACGGGCAGUUCAGUGAGAGCAGUGAUGCUUAGCACGUCUGCAUCAGCAAUAUGAAUGGACGUUUCCUGGGUGUGAAUUCACUGGUUUAACUAACAGAAGCCAUAAAAUCUUACGAGAGCAAUCCUGAGCGGGUUUGCUCAGGCUCUUUCCGCACAUGCAGAAUAAUGCACUUUCAAUCCACUUUGCAGAAUAGCAAAAUCCACUUGCAAACAAUUGUGAAAGUGGAUUGAAAGUGCAUUAUUCUGCAUGUGCGGAAGGGACCUUAGAAGUAAUUCCCAUCGACUUAUUCCCAGGAAAGGGUUCUUAGGAUUGCAGUCUUAGAGUUUAUGCAAACAGAGGAGGAUGACUUCAGUGUUCAGAGCACUCUGUGAACUGGAAGAAAAUGUUAUUCCUUCUGACAAAAUGCCUGCCUUUUCACUAAUGCCGGUGUCACUCAAGUAGCAGGGUGAUGAUCCUUUGUUAAGCAAGAUAUUUUCUUCAAGUCAGCGAUGAUCAGCUGAUAGGCCUUCCAUGGGAGCAGAAGUAAGAAGAAAUCUAGAGUCCCCUUAAAGACUAAGAAUCAAACUACCUGCUACGUUUUAUACAAGCUUUCCAUGGGGACUUGCAGUCAUCUUAGAACUGUGAGUCCCGCCCGGUGAUUACUGUGUGUAGAAGUGCCACACAGAUCUGAUUCUGAUGAGGACCAGAAAGCAGGGGGCAGGGCCAUGAAAUGGAGGCACUCAUGGAAAAAGCAGAGAGAACUCCACUUAUUUGGGUGACUGUGCUUCCCAAGUAUGCAGAAAAAAAUAUUAAUUUGUAAGAUUUAAAAGACCUGCUGACUACCAUCCUGAGGAGACUGAAGCAUGCUCUUUGUUCUCUAAAAGACCCAGACAGUUAGGAACUGUCAAGGACAAACCUGAUAGUAAUACUUUGACUAUGGAAGCUCCUCCCUUAAGAAGCUUGUCCCAUCUUGAGCAAGUGACAGGUACUAGAGCAGGGUGUCCAACUCUGGUGCUUCGGAUGUUCAUGGACUACAAUUCCCAUCCAGCAGGGGCUGAUGGGAAUUGCAGUCCAUGAACAUCUGAAGUGCCAGAGUUGGACACCUCUGUACUACAGAGUUGGGCCAAGAUCUGGGAGACCUGUGAAUUCAAAUCCUUAGGGCCCUGAAGCUUGUUGGGUGAUCACAGGUCAGUCAUUGUCUUUUAGUCUAACCUACCUCACAGGAUUGUUGUGAGGAUUAAAUGGAGAAAGUGGAACUAUAUGAACCACCAGAAGCU
Sphaerodactylus townsendi is the source of this 4642-nucleotide messenger RNA. RefSeq names its product cyclic nucleotide-gated cation channel beta-1-like. Lineage: Eukaryota; Metazoa; Chordata; Lepidosauria; Squamata; Sphaerodactylidae. Bases 315 to 2864 code for a protein of 849 amino acids. Gene Ontology annotation, cellular component: plasma membrane; intracellular cyclic nucleotide activated cation channel complex; photoreceptor outer segment. Gene Ontology annotation, molecular function: cGMP binding; protein-containing complex binding; intracellularly cAMP-activated cation channel activity. The transcript is spliced from 19 exons. Gene Ontology annotation, biological process: monoatomic cation transmembrane transport; retina homeostasis. The record is from RefSeq and is a predicted model, not a curated record.